UCACUUAAAAGAGCCGGCUCUUAUCGUUCACUUAAAAGAGCCGGCUCAAUGAACCGACUCGUUCGCGACCAACACAUCACUACACGUGACGUCACCAGCGAACCCGGACAAAGCGGGGGACGAACCCGGUGAGAAGAAGAAGAUCCCCUGCUACCAAACCCCGGACACUUGAACCCAGACUGGUUUAUCACCAGUUGGGGGAAACAACCGUUUCAGUCGAUCCUCAGCUACUCGGAAGCAUCGGCAUGUAGCAGCUCAGUGUUCAGGCUGUAAGGCUGUCCAUCAUGAAGAAGCGAGCCAACAAAGUGCCGGAGGAGGAGGGGACCUUGUGCUGCUGCGAGUAUGUGAACAGCCUCGGAGAGCGCAGCCAUGUGGGAGCCUGCUGCUGCGACUGUGAGGACCUGGAUGACGCCUGUGACAGAUUUCUGAAGAGGGAGCCUCAGAAACCUGAGUCCCUGUCUCGUGUGGCUGCAGUCUUCACAGACCGGGUUCGUGUGCCCUGGCUGUGGGGCGGAGCCCGUAAAGUGGAACUGUCCAUCAUCCCUCCUCUUAUUCUCCUCCCGGUCCUGCUGCACCUCGCUGCUCUCCACUUCCUACUCGGCUUGGUGUCUCUGAUAGCUCUGCCCGGCCUGGUGCUGUGGUACUACUAUUUCACCCACCGCAAGAAGGGGCGAACGCUCUUCUUCCUCAGCCUGGCCCUCUUCUCCCUGGGGUACAUGUACUUUUUAUUCAUCACUGAGGUGCUUCCCCGCGGGGAUGUUGCCCUGAUCCAGCUUGCGGUGAUCACUGUAGGGGUCAUACUCACCUUAGUAGCCCUUGUCCACACCAAGAGAGAGCCUGGCAUUGUGCGGCCAAACCAAGAGGCCGUCCACAGCACGGUGACGUAUCACGGCCCUCUGGCAGACAGAGACCCUGCCGUCAACGGGGGGAGGCAGGAGGUGACGAUGACGGCAGCCAGCCGGGCGGGAUCGUCGGAGCAUGUGGGGGUGGAGCUGAAGGAAAGCGGCCGAAGGAACUGGUGUCCGGUGUGCAGGGUGGUGCGGCCCCCGAGGGCGGGACAUUGUCGGAUCUGUGGUGUCUGCGUGCUGCGACUCGACCACCACUGUGUCUGGAUAAACAGCUGUGUCGGGCAGGCCAAUCACCGCAGCUUCCUGCUCACGCUCGUCCUCUUCCUGUCGACGUCCCUGUACGGGAUCAGCCUGGUGCUGCAGAGUGUUUGCCCGAAUCAACACCUCUUCAUCGCUCUCCUCUACUGCCCAGGGGUCUACAACCAGUACAGCGCUGCCCUUUGCUUCACCUGUGCGUGGUACAGCAGCAUCGUGACCUGCGGGCUGGUCCACCUGCUGGCGGUGCAGCUCAUCAACGUCAGCUACAACGUGACCGAGCGCGAGGCACGCACUGCCCUGCGGGACAAAACUGCUCGGAGCGCCUACUGGGGACUCGUCGUGGACACCGGCGUCUACUCUCGAGGUUUCCGUGGAAACUGGGCCGAGUUCAUGACCAUGGGGGAAAAGCUGAAUUCACCCUCUCCCGUCCCAACAGACCUGGUUGCCUUGCUGGGAGUCGGAAUAGAAGAAAAAUGUGAGCAUGAGUAAUCAGUUCUGGUCCUCGUAGGGACAGUCCUGCACAAAACACGGGCUGAACAUCUUUUCAAGGAUGCACACGUUGUCCUCCACAAACACAAAGGAGGGGACAUCACUUGGACUUCUGAAAUGCGUCACGGAUAUUUAUCACUGAUGAAUGAAACAUCUCGGCACAAGCCACAUAUUCAGGCAAUUCAAGUUCUGUCUUGUCAUUGUAUUAAGCAUUGUAUUAAACGAAUGAUUAGAUUGCUUUUAUUCUCUUUAAGCUGGCUGAAACUGAGUCCUGAAUGAAUUCAAAGCAAAUAAAUCAAUGCACAUUAAUGUCA
Molecule: messenger RNA, 1909 nt
Organism: Sebastes umbrosus (honeycomb rockfish)
Lineage: Eukaryota; Metazoa; Chordata; Actinopteri; Perciformes; Sebastidae
Gene: zdhhc23b
Product: zinc finger DHHC-type palmitoyltransferase 23b
Exons: 6
Coding region: 285-1595 (436 amino acids)
Biological process (GO): peptidyl-L-cysteine S-palmitoylation; protein targeting to membrane
Cellular component (GO): Golgi apparatus; endoplasmic reticulum
Molecular function (GO): protein-cysteine S-palmitoyltransferase activity
Source: RefSeq, a predicted model, not a curated record